AUAGUAACUUGGCUGAAAAUGCCUGCUAGCAAAAGGCCAUUGCUGAUAAUGUCAUAUUUCGAGCAACCUGACGCUAUCGUACACUUCAAAAAUGAUGAGGAAGUUUCGAAAGAGUUAGAAAUGGUUGAGUCAAUAUUGGAUUAUCUUUUCAAAACAUUGCAUAGUAUGAAAUUAUUAAAUUGUAUCAAUAUUAUCGUACUCUCCGAUCAUGGUAUGCAAAAGAUUGAUCGUCGUAUUUAUUUGGAUAAAAUGAUUAAUAAUGAGAAUAUUUUAUUUGCUGAUGGUGUUGUCGGACAAAUAUAUUUCACUAAUGAAACAAAUUUCACACUUCAAAAUAAAAUAAAGAAAACAAUGGAGGAACUUAAAUGUCGCAAUAAUGAAUACUAUCGAAUAUAUGAUAAGCGACAGCUUCCAAAACGAUAUCAUUUCAGUAAGUCAAAUCGAAUUGGUGAUAUCAUUUUGGAUGGACAAUUGGGUACAAUCUUUCAUGAAAAUUAUGCCGCAGAUUAUCAUAAAACUCAUGAUCAUGGUUAUGAUUUCCUAGAAGAACCAAUGCAUGCAAUCUUUUAUGCAUAUGGUCCUAAUAUUGCACGAGGCCUAGUUUUGAAACCAUUUCAAAAUAUCGAAUUAUUCAACCUAAUGAUAGGUUUAAAUGAAAAACCUUGUUUAUAUGGUCUAUCAUCGUUGAUUUCUGGUAGCAAUGAAAUGUGCUACCUGUCUAAUUGUUUCAAUAAUUCGCAAUCAGCUGUAAUUCAACGUUCAAAUUCAAUUUUUCCAAUUGCUUUAAUUGAACGUAUUAAUUCUAAUUUUUCUUCUCUGCGAUCACAACAGAAAAAUGAAUCUGUAAAAUGGAUUACAACUAGUUUAAGUAUAAAAGGCACAUAUGAUUUGAAUGUUAACCUUUAUAGUGAUUUUGUCAGUGGGUAUUUUGCAACGUUGGAAAAGAUAGCAGUUGAUUAUGCGAAAUUUUAUAAUGAAGUAGUGAUUAUAAGUGGACCAAUUUAUGAUUUCGACGAUGAUGAAUUUUCCACUGAUUCGUCCAGAAUAACAUUUGAAUCGAAUUUACAACGUAAUACAACACCGAGUCAUAUAUUUCGUGUAAUAUUUCGUUGUAAAAAUUCGAAUUGGUUGAAUAGCGAAUUACGAUGUGAAAAUGCGAAAUCAUUAGAUGCAUUGGCAUUUAUUUUACCAAAUGUACCUGUUGAUUACAAUUGUUUGAAUGCAUCGUCCUAUUUAAAUGCAAAUAAGGCUAGGCUACGUGAUAUUGAAUUGCUGACAGGAUUGGAAUUUUUACCAACUUCAUCGAUCUCAGAAACUGAACUUUAUGAUGAUGAAUUCUCAAUAACAUUACGAACAAUGAUAUCGGAAUAUUUAUGGUUGGAAAAAGAAUUUCAACGAUAA
Molecule: messenger RNA, 1401 nt
Organism: Cercopithifilaria johnstoni
Lineage: Eukaryota; Metazoa; Nematoda; Chromadorea; Rhabditida; Onchocercidae
Source: the annotation of a GenBank genome assembly